AUGGUUAUGGUCCGUUCAGUCCAGCCCGGAGACCACUCGGACCUCCGUCCUGUAAUCCAGACAGCCCCAGUGUUUGCCAAACGUAUUGUGCAGGCUGAGUGGAAGCCGGUGAGUUAUGGCGGGCCUGGCACAUACGAGAACAUCUGUCACAGCCUGGAGACGUACGAGAGCAUGGGCUGUCCCCGAGCUAUGCGCCACCACGGCCUGUACUGCUACUGUCCCUUCACGGCUGGAAAGUUCCACUUCAAAAACCUGCCGGUCAACAUGCCCAAAGUUCACGGAUUUGCCGGGGCUCUUCUCAAUGGAGACUAUGAACUGGAGCUUCGGAUCCACGAGGAAGAAGGAGACGAGCUGGGCUGUUUACACAUCAAGUUCUCCAUGAAGAAGAGAAAUCGGGGCUGGUUGUUUAAGAUCUGACGCCAGAAGAAAGCGAGACAGCGACAGAAAAACGGCAAAAACACCGCUGAGAAAACGGAGAAGAAAAAGAGAGACAAAGUGCGGUGUGCGAAACGAAAUAAAGACAGGAAGCAGAAGCGAAAGCGGAAGAAGGAGUUACAGAGUGAAAGUGAAAGUAAAAGUAACAGUGAAAGUAGUGAAAGUGCAAUAGUUUCAAGGGAACACUUUGGAAAUUUCACAUUGACUGGUAGCAGAAAUGCCACUGUUCUGACGCCUGAGCGUUUGAAAGAUGUCGCUCGCAAACUACGGAAAGAGAAAAGGAGGAGGAGGAGGCGGAGAAAGAAAAGGCGAAAGCGAAAAGGGCGGAAAAA
Messenger RNA from Aplysia californica (California sea hare), 767 nucleotides. RefSeq names its product ganglioside GM2 activator. The record is from RefSeq and is a predicted model, not a curated record. The transcript has 3 exons. Gene Ontology annotation, cellular component: cytoplasmic side of plasma membrane. Bases 1 to 417 code for a protein of 138 amino acids. Lineage: Eukaryota; Metazoa; Mollusca; Gastropoda; Aplysiida; Aplysiidae. Gene Ontology annotation, biological process: lipid transport; ganglioside catabolic process. Gene Ontology annotation, molecular function: enzyme activator activity; lipid carrier activity.